AUGGCUGCAACCGUCGAGAGCUUGCGCCAGCUCAUGUGGGGCGCGUCGGCCGUCUACGAGAGCGAGGAAGAGCUCCGCUGGCAGAGCGAAGACUUCCGCUUCUGCCCGCUGGAUGGGCCUGGCCCGACGUGGGGCCUCCAGCAAACCCAUGGUGGUCCUUGCGGCGUCUUCGCCCCGGUCCAGGCUCGAAUGCUCGUGCAUCUCUUGGGCUCACUGGACACGCCGUUGACGGGCGACGCCCGCGAGCGCUUGCUGGCGCUGGUCUUGGCCGCGAUGCUGCUCUCGACGACCGAGUCCGAGACCGACCCGAUUUGGCUUAUCGACGCUGCGCACGUGUCGGCGACCGCGUCGGGGCCCGUGCGCCCGAUUGCUGUCGCGCGCGCCGACCUCGAGGUGUCCGUGCGCGACUUCUUCGUCGCUGGGAAGGGCGUCUUGAGCUUUGUGUACAGCAUGGUGCUCACACGUGGCGUCGACCGUCUCCGUGGCGACAUGGACGACAUGGAGAGCAGUCUGACGAUGGGCGAGUUUGGCCACGGAACGCAGGAGCUGCUCAACCUCAUGCUCACGGGCAAGGGCACGUCCAACGUGUUUGACGACAGCGUGCCCAUGGGCGAUACGGGUCUCGUGCUGCGGGGUGUCUAUCAUCGCCCGACCGUCGGGUACCUCACGCAGCUCGAGGCGCUGCGCUACUGCGCCGUGGGCAGCUACUUCAAGACGCCGUCGUCGCCCAUUUGGGUGCUCGGGAGCGCGAGCCACUUUACAGUGCUAUUUUCACCCAACCUCUCGCUCGUGACAGAGUCGGACUCGGACGCGCUCUUGUCCAAAGUCACGCGCGCCUUCAAGCAGCACGAUACGAUGGAGAGCGGGUUCAUCGCCCUCGACGCGCUCCUGCCCUGCCUCCGGUCGCUCGGCGUCGACGAAGGGAUUCUCGGCAACCAGUACCAAAUGGGCCGCCUCUACGCCAAGCUCGAGGUGCCAGGCGCCGGCAUUGUGCUCUGGGACGACUUUUGGCGCGUCAUUUCGCUCUUGCUCGAGACCAACGACCUCCAAACCGCCAUCACGGGCAAGGUCGCGACGCGCCAGCGCUCCGACUCGGACCUCGCGCGGGAGCUCCAGGCCCAGUUUGACAGCGGUGCCUCCGCGCCAGUCGAGAGUGCACCGCCGGCCGAGCGCCUCCCGAUGGCCCCCGACGUCGAGGACAAGGUGGUCUUCUACCACUACAACGGUCUCGUCGACAGUCGGACGUCGACGCCGCGCCUCGUGCGCUUCGACGCCAUCGUGCCAAGCCGCAACGUUGUGGGCUACACCGUGCCGCUGACCGACUCGGGCGCGGCAUCGGGCGGCUCGAGCUGCCCGAUCGAAGACGUGCUCACGACCAAGUGGCCAGGUAUCCAAGUGCACUGGGGCGGGCAGGUCCCGCCACGCCUCGAUUAG
Messenger RNA from Saprolegnia diclina VS20, 1434 nucleotides. RefSeq lists its product as hypothetical. The transcript has 4 exons. Lineage: Eukaryota; Oomycota; Saprolegniomycetes; Saprolegniales; Saprolegniaceae. Gene Ontology annotation, biological process: protein K48-linked deubiquitination. Gene Ontology annotation, molecular function: cysteine-type deubiquitinase activity; K48-linked deubiquitinase activity. The coding region runs from base 1 to 1434 and encodes 477 amino acids. The record is from RefSeq and is a predicted model, not a curated record.